GCACAUCUGGGGAAUGACCACAUUAGAAAUGUAAAAGCAAUGCAAUAUCUUCAGCCAGUAAUAUAAAUAUGCAGUAAUACAGGUCACAUGAUAUCUCACUGGUUGACAUAACAGAGGAUGAGGAAAAAGAAAAAAGAAACACCACACUAUAUUGCAGAAUUUAUUACGAAGUGACAAGCUGUGCCCAACCUUGCAGUCAAACUCUCCAAAACCAAAAUAUAAACAGGAGAUCCUGAAUGGAUUUAAGCUUUACAGUAGGCUCCACCUAGCCCUUGAUUGAUUUAUUGACUUCUGCUAGGCCUGAAUGCUCUGCAAAAUUGUGAAUACUAUCAGGGAAACCCCUCUGACUUAGCCCAGGCUGCGUUUGGAUACAAAUUCCAAACAUGGCUACAUCUGCAGUUGAGUCAAAUAACCCACCUGGCAAAUUGCCUCACAUAACCCAGAAAAAAAUGUACAAACUGGAUUUUAGAAACUCUGCCCGAGGACAUAGCAGCGUUUUCAUAACGCAUGUCUUUAAGUAAGCCACAAACCCUAUGGAAGUAUUCACUGUUGCCGUCUGAACAUGCCCCUAGCAACACAGUCAUUUUAUUUGGGGCUGGCUGUACAGUACCAGCUCUUCACAGCAGGUUACCGUAGUUGGGUAGUUUUUUUUUUUUUGUUUUUUUUUCCCAUUGUAAUUUGAAUCAUAAAUUAUUGCUAUUGUUAUUACAGUUCCAAAUUAAUUACUUGUCCCGCCGACUUCAUUACAUUGCCACUUCAUAUCACAUUUGACUUUCACAUUUGUGAUUUUUACCACUUUAUCCAGGAGAGAAUAUAGUCUAAUUCUGUGUUUACUACAGUAAUUUGUGAUGAUUUUUAGUGCAAUACUGUACCAUGGGAAGCGGGUUACUAUUAUUUUCUGAGUUCCUCUACAACGAGGACUUGUCGACAAGUGAUCGGUUUUUUUUCUCUCGGUUUACAAGAAGACUGAAACUAUCCCCAGUCUCAUUCUAGAUCACGCCUGAAGUAGGCUACAUUUUCACACUUAUAUUUACUUUUCCAUUUUAAUUUUGCAGGUGCAAGGGGUUGCAUGACAAUUGCCAUUGUCUGGCUGAUCUUUGCCUAACUGAGGAUAUUGAAUACAGGGACUAGAUUUGGUGGGAAAACAGGGUAUGGCAAAUUAACAUGUUUUACACUCAAAAGGAAAUGGCACUCACGAUCGCAAAGGGGGUGGUGGGCAUGCAGAGGGUAGGAGGGGCCAGGCGGUGCCUAGGAAACAGCCUCUACUGCGCACGUCGAGGGCAAAAGUGCUCGAAUUGAAUUCAAUAUUGAAACCCAAGCUUAUUUACCUACUAGUCUCAUAUUCCCCUUUCAUUUUAAUAUGAGCUCCAAUGUUUUGCCCUCGGCAUGCACAGCACGGGCUUACUUCCGGGACUUCACAAGUUUAGAUCAGCCGAAGUCGCGCCUCCCUGUCUAGUUCAUGUCUGCGGUGGGGGUAGCUGGGGUGUGGGGUAACAGGUUUUGCAGUGAGCACUGGUAGUGACAGGGGGCCGUGACUUGUUCUGAGGUUAAACAAAUAAGAAACAAUAUAUACAUUUGCUAGAACCUUUGAGUGAAACGGAGUCAUAUGUCGGCUACACUUGUAUAUCUUAUUUAUUAAAUGCAACUGUUCUUAUCAUAAAUUGAACCACUGUCAAACAUUCCUAAAUACAAUAAAUCUACUAUUCUUGCGAUGGCACGUAGCCUAUACAGGCUUAAAGGCGUCACUUGACCAAAAUAGGCUGCCCUAGGCAACCGCAAAACCGCCUCCGUUUUAGUGUGAACAGACACAACCUUCUGUUCUGAAACUAUUUUUUAAUUUAAAGUAAAUAACAAUGAAAUGACUUAAGUUGCAGCUGCACAAAUUAUAAUAGUCGUUUCUUUCUGAGCUUCAUGACUCAUCGCAAGUAACGGAUAUCUGACACCAUGAGUCUAGUUAAACAUUCAUUCAUUCAAGGGGUAAAAAAAGUACCCAGUCAUUGGCUAAAGAAACGUCAGUAUGCAAAAUAGGGCGCCAUGAUUGGAUGCACUUGGAGUCCUUGUGAAAUUUGGUCCCACCUUCUGAAAUAUAGGUUAGUGAACGGAAUUUUCCAGUAAAACGUGGAAGUUGAAGGCAAGUGGGCGUCGUUCGCAGUAGCUAUAAUCCGUUAUAUAUUGUAUUUAUUAAUUCCUGAUUCAGUGACUCCGCCUACCAGAACAAUUUCUCAUCUGUUCUACUAAUCUGACAUCUGUCCAUAAAGAAAUCAUGUCACAGCAGCAGAUCAGCCUCCCUGCUAAACUCAUUAAUGGCGGCAUUGCUGGGAUUGUGGGUGUGACCUGCGUGUUCCCCAUUGACUUGGCCAAAACCCGGCUUCAGAACCAGAGGCAGGGCCAACAGGUCUACAAGAGCAUGGUGGACUGCCUCAUCAGGACAGUGCGUUCUGAGGGAUACUUCGGAAUGUAUAGAGGCGCGGCGGUGAACCUGACAUUGGUCACCCCUGAGAAGGCCAUCAAACUAGCCGCUAACGACCUCUUCCGCCACCAUCUCGGCCGAUCCGGGAAGGGGCUGACGGUGUAUAAGGAGAUGUUGGCGGGGUGUGGCGCGGGCAUGUGUCAGGUCGUCAUCACCACACCCAUGGAGAUGCUGAAGAUCCAGCUGCAGGACGCCGGGAGGCUCGCAGCCAGUCAGAAUCAGCAGAGGACGCCGGCGGUGGUGGCCUCUUCCAAACUGGGCGCGGGGAACGCCGUGCUCCGCAGGUCCUACAACGUGGGGCUGGCGCCGCCGCCGACAGUGGGGGCGGAGUCAGCGACGCAGAUCGCCCGCCAGCUGCUGCGUGCCCAGGGCGUGUCGGGCCUGUACCGGGGCCUGGGGGCCACGCUCAUGAGAGACAUCCCGUUCUCCGUCGUGUAUUUCCCGCUCUUCGCCAACCUGAACACCCUGGGUAAGGACGCUCCGGAAGGCUCCGCCCCCUUCUACUGGUCCUUCCUGUCCGGCUGCGCCGCGGGAUCCAUCGCCGCCAUCGCCGUCAACCCCUGCGACGUGAUAAAGACCAGGCUGCAGUCUCUGAGCAAAGGAGCCAAUGAGGAGAGCUACAGUGGCAUCGUAGACUGCUUCAGAAAGAUCCUGCGGAGGGAGGGGCCGGCCGCCUUCCUGAAGGGGGCGGGGUGCCGAGCCCUGGUCAUCGCCCCGCUCUUCGGCAUCGCCCAGGUCAUGUACUUCGUGGGCGCGGGAGAAUUCAUCCUGGACCACAACCCCUUCCGCCUCUGCUCCCGCAGCGUGGUUUAAGGGCCCGCGGCCUGCGCUCGAGGCCCAGAGGCUGCGGGUUCCAGCCCCGGCGGGGGGGCACAGCAUGGCACUUCUGUAAAUACCUCCACUGUAAUAAUGUGAAUAAGAGCAUCUUCUGAUGUAAAAUAAUGUACUCCCCAUCGAUCCCCACGUGUUUGUCAUUUCUACACCGGGCCCUUCACUAAAAACGCCCGGAGUAGAAGACGGUGAGUCACGGUGGUGGCUACAGCUCGGCUGAACUGCCACCCUGACGCGAUGGAUGUGACAGAGCCGUCGCAGCUGGAGGGCUGUACACGUCAGCCAUGGCCUCGCUCUCUACGUUUGACGCGUUUACGUGGGCGUGACGGCCCGUUGACUAUUGCACCACAGACCUUGAGACACUGUUGAGGAGAGGUCUUCUCUAGAACAUUCUUCUGAAACUUCCCCUCUGUGAGGGAUACGACUCUCCAUGCAGUUGUUUACGUUCACAAAAAAAAAAAAGAAAAGAAACGACCAAAAAGGGUUUUUGACUCGAUUCUGUUUUGUUGGUUUCGUGAUUGUGUUGUUUUUUUUUUUGUUGGUUUCGUGAUUGUGUCGGUUUUUUUUUGUUGGUUUCGUGAUUGUGUUGGUUUUGUGGGCGUUGUGGGAACAUUGUUGAUCCUACCAAAACACUGGUUUUGCCUGUUCAAAAGGACGGUAUGAUUUGGCACUAGUGAACUCAAUCAAUGUUUUGGGAGAUAAUUGGUGAACAUUGGAAUGAUGCUUGAAUUCUUAACACUUAACAAAAAAAAAACAUUUCAUGUUACUACAAAAUGUGUGUGUAUAUAUUAUAUAUAUAUAUAUAUAUGUGUGUGUGUUAUUUUUAUCAAAUAUAUAUGUAGGUGCAAAAAAGACUAAUGGACUCACUUGUAUGCAGAUCAGAGGUGGAAAGUUUAGCUGUUAGAAAAUUAAGUCCUGCCGUGUAUUUGUAACACCCAUGAGUUUCGAGCCAGCUGAUUUCACCCAUUAGCGCCACCUCCUGGCCGAAGAAUUGUGCUAAUUAGCAAAUCCAGGCAAUUGGAACAGAGUACUGGGGAGGACUUUUUACUUUCUGCAGCUAGAUUGUCCUCCUCUGAUGGGGGUUACGCAGGCCAGUUGGUCUUUUGGGGAUAGUGAGAGCUAAACCUUUGGGGGUAAAAUGGAUCAGUUUACAAGAUGGUUUGGCUUUUGAAAUAGGGACCAAGGUUUCUUUAGUGACUGAUGUCUGUAAUGUGUCCACACAAUUCUUCCCUGCAAUGUACAAUUUCCAGUUGUGAGCGUGCUCGAUUUAUUCAGGCAUCAAGCGAUUCAGCUGCCAAGUCUAAGUUGUAUUGUUUACUAGGUGCCUAUAAUUGGCAGCACGAGAGCUGAAGUACUACAUUUUUACAAAUGUGAUAUGAGUAAAACAGUUUAAUACAAUCAGAAUGAAGGCUAAGUUCAAAGACAGAAAUGCUUUAUUAUUUUUAUUGGUACUGUAUAUUCCGGAGAAUAUUUCGGAAGAACUUGCUGUUACAGAAAUGAGAAUCUGACUGUGCUGCUUAAUAGUUACUGCAUUUCAUACUGCGAACACAGAACAUGCAGCUGAGAGACAAAACAAAUUUUUUAAAAUAAAUAUACAUAUAUAUGUGUAUUUUUAAAGAACCUUAUUGUCUUCAUGACUUUGUACAUUUUAAUAAAAUAUUUUCGAAACAA
Anguilla rostrata (American eel) is the source of this 4972-nucleotide messenger RNA. RefSeq names its product solute carrier family 25 member 55a (gene slc25a55a). The coding region runs from base 2264 to 3283 and encodes 339 amino acids. Lineage: Eukaryota; Metazoa; Chordata; Actinopteri; Anguilliformes; Anguillidae. The record is from RefSeq and is a predicted model, not a curated record. Gene Ontology annotation, biological process: L-glutamate transmembrane transport; aspartate transmembrane transport; malate-aspartate shuttle. The transcript has 10 exons. Gene Ontology annotation, molecular function: L-aspartate transmembrane transporter activity; L-glutamate transmembrane transporter activity.